Fukomys damarensis (Damara mole-rat) is the source of this 662-nucleotide messenger RNA. It is a transcript of the gene Fgf23, whose product is annotated as fibroblast growth factor 23. The record is from RefSeq and is a predicted model, not a curated record. The coding region runs from base 63 to 662 and encodes 199 amino acids. The transcript has 4 exons. Gene Ontology annotation, biological process: animal organ morphogenesis; positive regulation of gene expression; positive regulation of protein phosphorylation. Gene Ontology annotation, cellular component: cytoplasm. Lineage: Eukaryota; Metazoa; Chordata; Mammalia; Rodentia; Bathyergidae. Gene Ontology annotation, molecular function: type 1 fibroblast growth factor receptor binding; growth factor activity.
CCGGGACGUGAAGUCAGGGAAGAGCUCGGGUUUCAGACUCAACCCUGGCACUCAGUGCAGCGAUGCUGGGGGCCUGCCUCGGGCUCCUGGUCUGUGCCCUGAGCUGGGUCAGAGCCUAUCCCGAUGCCUCCCCGUUGCUUGGCUCCAGCUGGGGUGGCCUGACCCACUUGUACACAGCCACUGCCCGGAACAGCUACCACCUGCAGAUCCACAGAGACGGCCACGUGGACGGCACGCCUCACCCAACUGUCUACAGUGCCCUGGCGAUCAGAUCAGAAGACGCUGGCUUAGUGGUGAUAACCGGGGUGAUGAGCAGGAGAUUCCUCUGUAUGGACUCCAGAGGCAACAUUUUUGGAUCACAGCACUUCAGCCCCCAGGACUGCAGCUUCCGACACCGCAGGCUGGACAACGGCUACGACGUGUACCACUCCCCCGAGCACCGCUUCCUGCCGCGCGCCUUAGCUCCCGGCCCGACGGGCGCAGACGUCUGUGCCCCUCCCCGGGCUGGGCUCCUUCCCGGAGGACCGGGGGCCGAGGGAGUGAGCUCCUUCUUCCGCCUCUUUCCCUGCAUCCCGCGCCCAGACCUCGAGAUCGAUCCAUUCCCUGCGCUUAGCAGAAAGACCGUGAACGACUCUUUCCCCGGUGAACUAAUCGGAACGUGA